AUGUUCCCACUAGAGUGUGAAAGGGUGUUUGAAUUGGCUGGCAAAAGGGCACUAUCUUACCCUAUCGGCACGUACGUCGCCGAUUCUGGAAUCGACGCUUGGGGCGAUACGUUCAACGCGACUAACUUGGAGUUCCUGACGUUCGCGGCGACCGCGCCGAUUCGCGCAUCUAGGAAGCUUGGCAUCCUCCCUUUCCCCGGCUUUAUCAAGUGCUACCGCCACGUCUGGAAACUUCUCGUCCAUUCUCCGUUCCGUUGGAUUCAAGUGGGCUGGUGGCAACGCGAGCUGGUGGCAAAUCUGAGCCCCGGCAGUGUGCGGUCCAUCGUUGGCGGAGAUCCCACUGCUGACGGCGUGGCACUCGUGCAAGUCUACAGGCUGCAGAGGUCUAGUCUAGCCAUCCAUUUCUCUCCUCCCCUCGCCCUCUCCACCCCCCAUGAAAGGUACAACGGGCAGACCAACGUGCACAUUCGCCUGCGAGCGCACGCGCUCUCCUCUUCCCCCAUCGCCCAGACUGUAAACAAAGCCCACGCAGGCAUCAACGGCCCGCCUGUGUGGGUUGUCCUAGGGCAAUGGACCCGCAGCAACAGCAACAACGCGUACAACUUGCAGAAAUGGUACUAUGAGGCUAAUAAGAAGUACCCUCCUGGCUCUGCUAGAUCCGUGCACUCUAUUGUUCGGGAGAUCGCCGGGGGUCCGGGGCGGUACUAUGCUGUGGUGAGCUCUGUGACCCGGCCUGUUGGGGCGAUCAGGGGGCAGUUCAGGCUCGCGCUGCCGUUUUCGCUGUACCCGUGGAAUCCGUGCUAG
Molecule: messenger RNA, 804 nt
Organism: Closterium sp. NIES-65
Lineage: Eukaryota; Viridiplantae; Streptophyta; Zygnematophyceae; Desmidiales; Closteriaceae
Source: the annotation of a GenBank genome assembly